Molecule: messenger RNA, 411 nt
Organism: Penicillium argentinense
Lineage: Eukaryota; Fungi; Ascomycota; Eurotiomycetes; Eurotiales; Aspergillaceae
Product: DASH complex subunit HSK3 family protein
Exons: 1
Coding region: 1-411 (136 amino acids)
Biological process (GO): attachment of spindle microtubules to kinetochore
Cellular component (GO): DASH complex
Source: RefSeq, a predicted model, not a curated record
AUGCCACCCCUAAACCCCCACCGCCGAACAGACUCCCAUGCGUACCGCCCCUCAAUCCUUCCAAGCACAGGCCUCGGCCAAAGCCAAAGCACGAAUACACUGGGUAGCGGCAGCGCAGGCUCAGCAUCCAUGUCGGCAGCAAAACAACGCCAAUACGCGCACCUCCACUCCCAGCUCGCACAACUAAACGCCAACCUGGCAGACACGGAGAAUCUGCUCCGGAUGACGGCCGUGCAGGCCGGUGAUAUGCGAUUUCUGGGUGGGUAUGUGGGUGCCUUGUUUAUGGGGUCUGCGAGGGUUAUUGGGGAGGAAGGGGUUAAGGGGCAGGCGGAUGUUACCAGUGCUGGCGGUGGUGCUGGGAAGGGGAAGGAGGAGGGAGAGGUUAAGGUUGAGGAUAGUGAGGAGGAGUGA